Molecule: messenger RNA, 1413 nt
Organism: Clavispora lusitaniae ATCC 42720
Lineage: Eukaryota; Fungi; Ascomycota; Pichiomycetes; Serinales; Metschnikowiaceae
Gene: SHM2
Product: glycine hydroxymethyltransferase
Biological process (GO): folic acid metabolic process; L-serine catabolic process; tetrahydrofolate interconversion
Cellular component (GO): cytoplasm
Molecular function (GO): zinc ion binding; serine binding; cobalt ion binding
Source: RefSeq, a predicted model, not a curated record
AUGCCUUACUCUUUGUCUGAAUCUCACAAGCAAAUGGUGGAGGGCCGUUUGGCUGACACCGACCCAGAGGUUGAUGCUAUUAUCAAAGCUGAAGUUGACAGACAAAAGCAUUCGAUUGUGUUGAUUGCCAGUGAAAAUUUCACCACCAAGGCUGUUUUCGAUGCUUUGGGAACUCCAAUGUGUAACAAAUAUUCCGAGGGUUACCCAGGUGCUAGAUACUACGGUGGUAAUGAACAAAUUGACAAGAUGGAACUUUUGUGCCAGGAAAGGGCCUUGGAGGCUUUCCACGUUACUCCUGAUAAAUGGGGUGUCAACGUCCAAACAUUGUCUGGUUCUCCUGCUAACUUGCAAGUCUACCAGGCCAUCAUGAAGCCUCAUGAAAGAUUGAUGGGUUUGGACUUGCCUCAUGGUGGUCACUUGUCUCACGGUUACCAAACUGACUCUAGAAAGAUUUCGGCCGUUUCCACCUACUUCGAAACUAUGCCCUACAGAGUUAAUUUGGAAACUGGCUUGAUUGACUAUGAUAUGUUGGAAAAGACCGCUGUGUUGUACAGACCAAAGGUCUUGGUUGCCGGUACUUCUGCUUACUGUCGUUUGAUUGACUACAAGAGAAUGCGCGAGAUUGCAGACAAAGUUGGUGCCUACUUGGUCGUAGACAUGGCCCACAUUUCUGGUUUGGUUGCUGCAGGUGUCAUUCCUUCUCCAUUCGAAUAUGCUGACAUUGUCACUACCACCACUCACAAAUCUUUGAGAGGACCAAGAGGUGCCAUGAUCUUCUUCAGAAGAGGUGUCAGAUCCAUUAACCCAAAGACUGGUCAAGAAAUUUUGUAUGACUUGGAGAACCCAAUCAACUUUUCUGUUUUCCCAGGCCACCAAGGUGGUCCACACAACCACACAAUUGCUGCAUUGGCUACUGCUUUGAAGCAAGCUGCUACACCUGAAUUCAAGCAAUACCAGGAGCAAGUUUUGAAGAAUGCGAAGGUUUUGGAGCAUGAAUUCCUUAAUAAGGGAUACAAUUUGGUUUCUAACGGUACUGAUUCUCACAUGGUCUUGGUUUCCUUGAGAGACAAGAACAUUGAUGGUGCCAGAGUUGAGACCAUCUGUGAAAGAAUCAACAUUGCAUUGAACAAGAACUCCAUUCCUGGUGAUAAGUCUGCUUUGGUGCCAGGUGGUGUCAGAAUUGGUGCUCCUGCUAUGACCACCAGAGGUUUGGGCGAAGAAGACUUCAAGAAAAUUGUUGGAUACAUUGAUUUUGCAGUUAACUACGCUAAGGAAAUCCAAGCAAGCCUUCCUAAGGAAGCUAACAAGUUGAAGGACUUCAAGAAGAAGGUCUUGGAAGGCGAAGAUGCCAAAUUGGACGCUGUUAAGGCCGAAAUCUCUCAAUGGGCUGGCGAAUUCCCAUUGUCUACUUAA